AGGACAGAAGGGACUCCGCAAUGGGAGAGAGCUUCCAUGCCCAGCUGCUCGAGGACGACCGCUUCCUCAGAGAGGACCGCAGACUGGACACGGAGCUGGUGGACAAACUCAUCCUGCAGCUCAACAGGAUUUACCCGCAGAUUCUGACGGACAAAGAGGCCACCAAGUUCAGAGACUUGGAUGUGCCCACCUGUGUUCGACUGGGCGAGCUCCUGAAACACCUGCAGGGGAAAGGUGAGGAGGCGUGCAAGGAGUUCUACAGGGCGCUUCACCUACAUGUGGAGGAGGUUUACUUCAGCUUGCCAACACGCCGCCGCCUCAGAGAUGCCUCAGAUCCGCUCACAGAUCCAGGCAUCUACAAACAGCGAUAUGUUCUCAGUGACAAAGGUCCUCUGUUCUUUCUAAGUUGUUUCAGUGUUGCCGUGGGAAUGGCCAUCCUCUAUUACAGCAAUGACACGGGGGUCACGGGGGACAGCCCGGCUCUUGGUUUGGCUGCUCUGGGUUUGGGCAGAAAAGCUCGAGAGGUUCUCAUAUGGUACACCGAAGAAACCCUUACGCAAUAGUGGGCAUCUUCGUCGCCUGUUCUGCUGCGGCGAUGUUGUUUCUUCUCGAUCCCAAACUGCAGCGCACUGUCGGUUCAGGGGUUUGAAUGCUAAUUUUUAAACAUAACUGUCUAUUAUAUUACUCCUUUGCUUUGCUGAUUUGGGAUAACUAUAAUUAAUCUAAGCUGUGAUCAUUAUGAUCUGCUCAAAUAUGACACAUUUGAAGAAAACUGAAAUGGUACCCCCCCCCCCACACACACACACACAAGCACAGCUCACCCCACAGACUCUUCUUCAUCCAUCCAUCCAUCCAUUAUCCAAACCGCUUAUCCUGCUGUCAGGGUCGCGGGGAUGCUGGAGCUUAUCCCAGCAGUCAUUGGGCGGCUGGCAGGGAGACACCCUGGACAGGCCGCCAGGCCAUCACAGGGCACAGGGCAGACGCUUCUUCAUUAAUUCCAUUUUAGACGCUACACUUCUAUACUUCAGACAGCUUUUGGCCAAAAGUGACUGCCCUCUCCUGGCCAGUGAAAGUACUGACGUUCCUCGCCUCACAAGCGUGUUAGUUUACCCUGCAUCGAUUUCAUAACACGUCUCCUAAUUUCCACGUUUCGAACUUCGAUGAGCGAAUCUGUUUGACAUCUAAAAAGUCGAAAGAUGUUAACUUAAUAGUACGACUUGAUAACGUUGUAGACGCGCUGGUAGCUGCGUGUGAUUGGUCAAAUCGAGUAAAAAGGCAAGAGUGGCGAUGUGCAUUGUGGGUAGGCUGGUGGUGAAAAUGAAAUAUAGAAACGCCAAAUCUAAAGUAAUGAAGCCGAGGAAUGAAGAAAUACCGGUACGCAGCGGAAUAGAUAAAUAUAUCCAAGCAGCGACUAUUUGUUAAACACAGCCUAAGAAAUCAGGGAAGAUGCACCGUAAUGGAAAAGUGUAGUUGGCUCGCGAUGGUAUAUAUACUCCGUGGGUUGCUAGUAGAGGUUGUGUUGUAUGAAAGGAGAGAAGGUUAGCACUCCCCUUGACAAGGAUGGAAGAGGCCCCUGUGGUCUUCAACACACAUACGGUUAAGGCAAUGCCACCUACUUCGUGGCAUCUCUAACCAAGUUUUUAUUAUAACCUUUAACCAAAAGUGUCUCUUCACCUCGUGUCACCGACGCGUCAGCGUUUCCCGUCUACUUUCCAAGUGAUGUUUGGGCCCUAGUCAAUAUAAAAUAGGGAUUAUAAAUAACUGUUUAGUCUUCUCCUCCCGUAUAUUGUUAGUCCCCCCCCCCCACCGCAUAUCGUCAGUAUUGAUACGUCUCGUGGCAGAACGGCGUCAGUACUGGAUAACGCGUGUGUUCAGUCACGUGACCCGCGUGACUCAUCCCGUUAUAACGUGGAGCUGUAUGCUGAGUCUGGAAACACGGAGCCCCUGACAGACCAGCUCAUAUCAACAAUGCUGGCUUCCUGAUUUUAUCAGUAUUCCGGUUUGCUCACAAACAAACAAAAAAAAGGUCCUGCCCAAUACUCAAAGUAAGCAUGUUGUGAGCUGGUAUGACGACGUCCGGCUGAGUCAGAGUCAGGUUACUAGUGUUUAAUGGUUAAUGUCCUCAGCCACCACGCUCCAAUUUCAGGAGGAACCUGAUUAGCUCAUGUUUUCUCUCACCCCCACCUCAUUUUGCCUCUAAUUUCAGGUGGGAUUUAAAAGUGGGGAAGCACAGGCACAUUUUUUUUUUGUUGUAAUUUUUGGAUAAUGAAUAAUGGGUCACACUGCCAAGCACAUGACGCAGCAGGAGCUUCAGUUUUUGACCCCUUGGCUUUUGCAUACUUUGUUGGUAUAUAAAAAAAGUUUUGAAAGAAAUUUAUUUCUGGAUGUGCACAUGGGGCUUUUUUUUUUACUUUUACGAACAGGAAAGAUUUAGUGUGUUCUGUAAAAUUAAAGAAAAAAAAUAAGUGGAAUGUUAUUGUAUAAAAAUGUACAUCCACAAUAUGUGUCAUGGCCAUAAUGAUUCACUGGGGUAGCUGGUAUCAUAUGUUGAUCCGACUUCUUACUGAAGUAAGUUACAUGUUCUGAUCAAGUCAUACUGUGGAAUUGCUGUUUCUACCUUUUGUGCCAAUUAAGCAAAACUCAUAGAUACAAAAUGCACUACAAACAAAUUCACACCAGCGAUGGAAAUUAAAGGAGCAUACCGCUGUUGAAUCUUUUGUACUGACUGAAACACAAUAUUAUGCAUUGUGUGCAUCUGGUAUCAAAAUGACAAAUAUUUGUAUUUUGGAAUUAUUAGUACAAAUGUGUAAAGGUAAAAAGGGCUUUUGAGCAUAACUGCACUGCUGGUUGCACAAUUCCUCAUUACAUUUGUACUGGAUCUCUUCACAGGUAUUCUUCAGGUCUUCUGAAAAGCCAUUUAACUAAGCCUCUACAUAAAGCUUUAUGUAACUCUUA
Messenger RNA from Lampris incognitus (smalleye Pacific opah), 2955 nucleotides. RefSeq names its product caspase recruitment domain family, member 19 (gene card19). Lineage: Eukaryota; Metazoa; Chordata; Actinopteri; Lampriformes; Lampridae. The transcript is spliced from 6 exons. Gene Ontology annotation, cellular component: mitochondrion. The coding region runs from base 21 to 563 and encodes 180 amino acids. The record is from RefSeq and is a predicted model, not a curated record.